Molecule: messenger RNA, 2058 nt
Organism: Ylistrum balloti
Lineage: Eukaryota; Metazoa; Mollusca; Bivalvia; Pectinida; Pectinidae
Product: nuclear speckle splicing regulatory protein 1-like
Exons: 1
Coding region: 1-2058 (685 amino acids)
Source: RefSeq, a predicted model, not a curated record
AUGACUGUUAUGAAGAGAUCUGACAGAGACAGGGUUAUGGAGAGAUCUGACUUGGACUGGGCUAUGAAGAGAUCUCAUAGAGACUGGGUUAUGAAGAGAUCUGGCAGAGACUGGGAUGUGGAGGGGUCUCAGAGAGACUUGGAUAUGGAGAGAUCUCAGAGAGACCGGGUUAUUGAGAGAUCUGACAGGGACUGGGAUAUGGAGGGAUCUCAGAGAGACUGGGAUAUGGAGGGAUCUCAGACAGACUGGGUUAUGAAGAGAUCUCAUAGAGACUGGAUUAUGGAGAGAUCUCAGAGUGACUGGGUUAUGGAGAGAUCUGACAGAGACUGGGAUAUGGAGAGAUCUGACAGAGACUGGGAUAUGGAGAGAUCUGGCACAGACUGGGUUAUGGAGAUAUCUAAGAGAGACCGGCUUAUGGAGAGAUCUCAGAGAGACUGGGAUGUGGAGAGAUCUCAUAGAGACCGGGUUAUGGAGAGAUCUCAGAGAGACUGGGUUAUGGAGAGAUCUAAGAGAGACUGGGUUAUGGAGAAAUCUAAGAGAGACCGGGUUAUGGAGAGAUCUAAGAGAGACCGGCUUAUGGAGAGAUCUGAGAGAGACUGGGAUGUGGAGAGAUCUCAGAGAGACUGGGUUAUGGAUAGAUCUAAGAGAGACCGGCUUAUGGAGAGAUCUGAGAGAGACUGGGAUGUGGAGAGAUCUCAGAGAGACUGGGUUAUGGAUAGAUCUCAUAGAGACUGGGUUAUGGAUAGAUCUCAGAGUGACUGGGUUAUGGAGAGAUCUGGCAGAGACUGGGUUAUGGAGAGAUCUAAGAGAGACUGGGUUAUGGAAAGAUCUAAGAGAGACUGGGUUAUGGAGAGAUCUCAGAGAGACCGGGUUAUGGAGAGAUCUGACAGAGACUGGGUUAUGGAGAGAUCUCAGAGAGACUGGGUUAUGGAUAGAUCUCAUAGAGACCGGGUUAUGGAGAGAUCUAAGAGAGACCGGCUUAUGGAGAGAUCUGAGAGAGACUGGGAUGUGGAGAGAUCUCAGAGAGACUGGGUUAUGGAUAGAUCUCAUAGAGACUGGAUUAUGGAGAGAUCUCAGAGUGACUGGGUUAUGGAGAGAUCUGGCAGAGACUGGGUUAUGGAGAGAUCUAAGAGAGACUGGGUUAUGGAAAGAUCUAAGAGAGACUGGGUUAUGGAGAGAUCUCAGAGAGACUGGGUUAUGGAUAGAUCUCAUAGAGACUGGGUUAUGGAGAGAUCUCAGAGAGACUGGGUUAUGGAGAGAUCUAAGAGAGACCGGCUAAUGGAGAGAUCUCAGAGAGACUGGGAUGUGGAGAGAUCUCAACGAGACUGGGUUAUGGAGAGAUCUCAGAGAGACCGGGUUAUUGAGAGAUCUGACAGGGACUGGGAUAUGGAGAGAUCUCAGAGAGACUGGGAUAUGGAGAGAUCUGGCACAGACUGGGUUAUGGAGAUAUCUAAGAGAGACUGGAAUAUGGACAGAUCUAAGAGAGACCGGCUUAUGGAGAGAUCUCAGAGAGACUGGGAUGUGGAGAGAUCUCAGAGAGACCGGGUUAUGAAGAGAUCUCAGAGAGACUUGGUUAUGGAGAGAUCUAAGAGAGACUGGGUUAUGGAGAGAUCUAAGAGAGACCGGCUUAUGGAGAGAUCUCAGAGAGACUGGGAUGUGGAGAGAUCUAAACGAGACCGGGUUAUGGAGAGAUCUCAGAGAGACCGGGUUAUUGAGAGAUCUGACAGGGACUGGGAUAUGGAGAGAUCUCAGAGAGACUGGGAUAUGGAGAGAUCUGGCACAGACUGGGUUAUGGAGAGAUCUCAGGGAGACUUGGUUAUGGAAAGAUCUCAGCGAGACUUGGAUAUGGAGAGAUCUGGCACAGACCGAGUUAUGGAGAGAUCUCAGAAAGACUGGGUUAUGGAGAUAUCUCAGAGAGUCUGGGCUAUGGAGAUAUCUCAGAGAGUCUGGGCUAUGGAGAUAUCUCAGAGAGACUGGGCUAUGGAGAUAUCUCAGAGAGUCUGGGAUAUGGUUGGAGAGUGUGGGAGACGAAGAGAUCUGACAAAAACUCGGUUAUGA